AUGUCAAAUGAUAUAGCAGAGACGACAGCUCUAUCUCCUCGCUAUGCACAGUUCCAGCUGUAUGCUCAAUUAAAUCUUGUGAACGAUUUAUUAGAUUGGAAUGCUCGAUUGGAUGCUUCACAUUACAAAUUAUUUGAAAACGUGACGAAGGCGCUUGAAAGUGAAUUGCAACCUUUUUAUGGCAAUGUUGAAACUUUAAAAGGAACUUAUAAUGACUUGAUUGAGGUUUCCUCAUUCAGUACGACAGCUUUGGAUGCGUUUAAAGAAUCCUUCGACGUUUUUGUUUUUCAAAGCUUAGAUCGAUUUCAUAUGGAUUUGAAAGAGUUUUUCUUAAUAUAUCUUGAAAUGAACGAAAUGGGAUUUACAAAGCCAUCGAUUGAGUUCAACCAAGUUGUAGUGAGACAUUUUGCGAUGCAAGUUAAAUUGCCACCGCCACCAAAUUCUCAUACUGUAGCUACAGUAGAUUGUCUAGACAACGUUUUAGACAAUUAUAAAUCUUGGUAUGAAACAUGUCCUAAUGAGAUCAUAGAAGAAACCAACAAUAUUAUCACAGACCUUCCAACAUUCUUUAUUUGGAACUUUUGGUUGGCUAGGCAUUCAUUAAACAUGCUUUCAAAUAAGGCAAGCACUUUGAAUUUUCAACUGUGGUGGUGCAACAUCAUAAAAACUGAUAGUUGCAUUAUCCAAGUCGCAAAUGAGUUAACUAAUUGCAACUUUCAAUGUUUUGAUGAAAUGGCUAGUACAACAUCAAAAUCGAUUAUUGAUGUUAUGAGCGAGCACUACGUAGCAUACACGAACAUGAUUCUUGACAGCACUUCUAAACUUCGUGAGAGUGAUCCUAGUGCAACUCUCAUUGAAAGUUGCAUUUAGAUAUACUGGGAAUAGAAAUUCGAUUGUGUCUAUUGAUGAUGUAAAUUCUUUCAAAUUAAAUUGAAAUAAAUUCUGA
This is a messenger RNA of Clunio marinus, 946 nucleotides long. The record is from the annotation of a GenBank genome assembly. Lineage: Eukaryota; Metazoa; Arthropoda; Insecta; Diptera; Chironomidae.